CACGAGGGGUUAGGCCAGGUGCCUGGCUCGUCGCCCCACCAGCGCGCAGAUCUUGAGACGAUGACAAUGCUCGAGCGAGUCAAGGCAUCGAUGUCGGUCAGUGCGGGCGAGAGGCGGAGGCUGCAGAACAGAGAGGCGCAGCGAAGGCGCAGAGAGAAGCUGCGUCGGAUCGGUCUCACAAACGACGAGGUGCGCCAGGUCAUUGAGGGCGAGGAUGAGCCCGCGCCUGCUCCAGCGCCUUUGAUGCCUGUUCCGCCACCGGUGACGGCCCCACGCCAGUCGGACCUCGCUUCUGUCCCCGUCAAGGCGCCGCAGGAGCCCAACUGCCAGCUCGCACAAUCCUACUUUGCCUCCAAGUCGUCGGAGAGUGCGCAGCUGCUCAUGGACUCCAUCACCGCAAACUUUGCAAAGUGGUCCCUGAGCGACACACAGGCCGACCUGCGCUUCUACCUGUCGACGCAGCCCGAGCUGUUUGACAAGCUCCUCAUUGCGCUCCACUUUGCCCACGGCAUCUCCGAUCGGCGAGAUGCUACCGUCUGCCUGCCACAGGACAACGGCCCGUCGAUCUACUUUGCCAUCAUCAAGCUCUACGCCGCACGGGCCAAGGACAAGGCGCUUGGUGGGUCUUCUUCGUCCUACCAGUCGUCCUGGUCGCCGUGCUCGUCAAUGUCGCUCCGGGUCGAGGCGCAGCCGCUGUUCGAGGCCGUCAUCUCCAACGCGACCCGGCUCGGCUGUUCGUCAGAGGAGAUCAGCGACAUCGACGCUGUCAGCGGCAUCGGCGAAAAGUUCCUGAUCGGCAACGGGGAGUGCUGCGUGCGACCGGGCGAGCCAGCCAGUGCUGCGCCGCCGUCUGGCGGCGACGUCACGACGAAAAAGACGCGGGUCGACUGGUCCAACAUCCCCGAGAACAUGCACCCCACCGCCAAGCAGAUGCUCUCGCGCCACUAUCCCCUGAUUGACGCAGCGUUUGUGUGGCCUUCGGUGCGCGACAAGGUCCUGUCGCUGCCCGGCAUUACCGCAGACGCCGUGUGCUACGACAUGAUGAUCUCGAGCAUCGUCAACGAGGGCGACCCCUCCUUUCUCGUCUGGGACAGCGACGCCAUGGACCCAGACUCGUGGGAAGUGGGCGAGGCGUUUGCACGCCGGUGGCCGUUCCUCUUCGACCGCGACAUCAUUGCCCGCUCCAAUUGGUGGCGGAAAAAGAGGGGCCUGGGGCCGAUCAAGCUCGACGACAUCCCCACGCCUUCUCCCAGUGCAGCCUCGUCUACGUGAAUCUACCUGUGAUACCGCUAUGAAUCUAGUGUCAUGUAUUAUUUCAUACCGCCCUGCGUUGAGGGCAUGUCCAGCAUCGGGGGCAUGCCCAGCAUCGAGGGCAUGCUCUACAUCAACGACUGCCGAGAACAACACUAGGAACAGUGUGGGAGUGAAAGGAGUCAAUGGAGAUCACACAUCUCGCCGGUAGGCGUCCCGCAGCCGGUGGUACCACUUGCGCUCGCCCGCGUGCUCCUCGAGCCGGGGCACCUCGACGUGCUCGCCAUCGAGGCCCUUGCUCGUCACGGCGUUCUGCUGCUUGCCCAGGUAGUAGUUGGGCAUGAACAGCGUCGCCACGACGGGGAUCGCAGCCAGGCAGAGGGCCGUGAUGGCGAUGAUGCCAUUCGUCUG
Molecule: messenger RNA, 1662 nt
Organism: Acaromyces ingoldii
Lineage: Eukaryota; Fungi; Basidiomycota; Exobasidiomycetes; Exobasidiales; Cryptobasidiaceae
Exons: 3
Coding region: 67-1272 (401 amino acids)
Biological process (GO): regulation of DNA-templated transcription
Molecular function (GO): DNA-binding transcription factor activity
Source: RefSeq, a predicted model, not a curated record